Molecule: messenger RNA, 4013 nt
Organism: Scomber scombrus (Atlantic mackerel)
Lineage: Eukaryota; Metazoa; Chordata; Actinopteri; Scombriformes; Scombridae
Product: far upstream element-binding protein 2-like
Exons: 18
Coding region: 88-2097 (669 amino acids)
Biological process (GO): regulation of DNA-templated transcription
Cellular component (GO): nucleus; cytoplasm
Molecular function (GO): mRNA binding
Source: RefSeq, a predicted model, not a curated record
UCCUUAUCCCGUCAGUUUCUUGACUUUCCUCCCCACUCUUGCGCAGCUUUUAUCACGGUUUUUUCUGUUUUUGUGCUCGGUGUCAGCAUGUCUGAGUACAACGCGGUACCUCCACCCGGCUCCGGGGCCCCUGUCGGCGGACAGGCAGCUCUCGGUAACGGGGCAGGAGGCGUCAAGAAAGACGCGUUUGCGGACGCAGUGCAGCGGGCCCGGCAGAUUGCAGCCAAGAUUGGGGGCGAUGCCGGUCCUCCCAUGAACAACAACAACGCUUCAGAUGGCUUUCAGUUCACUGCACAGAAACGACAGCUGGAGGAUGCAGAUGAACCAGAGAGCAAGAAGCUGGCUACACAGAGUGACUUGGAUUCAGCCGCAGCAUUGUCUAUUGGCGCACAGCUAGCUGCUCUUGCACAUCAAAGGCCCACCACUUCCACAGAAGAGUACAGUGUUCCAGACAGCAUGGUGGGACUCAUUAUUGGCCGUGGAGGUGAACAGAUCAAUAAGAUUCAGCAGGAGUCAGGUUGCAAGGUGCAGAUAGCUCCAGACAGCGGAGGUCUUCCAGAUAGGAGCGUCUCUCUUACAGGUUCACCUGAUUCCAUAGAGAAAGCCAAGAUGCUUUUGGAUGAAAUAGUUUCACGAGGGAGGGGUACACCCCCGUCUUCUUAUCAUGAGUCCACCAACGGGCAGAAUGGCGCAGUUCAUGAGAUGAUGAUCCCAGCUGGCAAGGCUGGACUUGUCAUUGGCAAGGGAGGAGAGACCAUCAAACAGCUACAGGAGCAUGCAGGGGUGAAGAUGAUCCUGAUCCAGGAUGCCUCUCAGGGACCCAAUGUUGACAAGCCCCUGCGCAUUAUUGGAGAUCCAUACAAAGUCCAGAAAGCCCAAGAAAUGGUGCAGGAGAUUUUGAGGGAGAGAGACCAAGGGGGUUUUAGUGAAAGAAAUGACUACGGCUCUCGAAUGGGAGGAGGCAUGGAUAUCGCGGUACCACGACACUCGGUUGGUGUGGUCAUCGGGCGCAACGGAGAGAUGAUCAAGAAAAUCCAGAAUGAUGCCGGAGUUCGGAUACAGUUCAAACAAGAUGACGGGACUGGUCCAGAUAAGAUUGCCCACAUCAGCGGCCCCCCUGACCGCUGCGAACAUGCAGCCCAGAUCAUAAACGACCUGCUGCAGAGCAUUAGGGUCAGGGAGGAGGGACAGGGGGGCCCCCCAGGUCCUCCAGGCAUACCUGCGGGCAACAGGGGUCGAGGUGGGGGACAAGGUGGUUGGGGGCCCCCUGGAGGGGAAAUGACAUUCUCUAUCCCUGCCCACAAGUGUGGGCUCGUGAUUGGUCGAGGAGGUGAGAACGUCAAGUCCAUCAACCAACAGACGGGAGCCUUUGUGGAAAUCUCACGGCAGCCCCCCCCCAACGGAGACCCCAACUUCAAGCUGUUUAUCAUUCGGGGCUCACCGCAGCAGAUCGACCUCGCCAAGCAGCUGAUUGAAGAGAAGAUUGAGGGUCCUCUGUGUCCUGUGGGCCCAGGACCUGGUGGGCCAGGUCCUGCUGGUCCAAUGGGUCCCUACAACCCGAACCCAUACAACCCUGGGCCGCCCGGGGCCCCUGGGCCACCACAUGGUGGUCCUCCAGGUCCUCACCAGUACACUCCUCAGGGUUGGAGCAACACUUACCAGCAGUGGCAGCCACAGGCACCCCACGACCCCAGCAAGGCAGCAGCCAAUGACCCCAACGCAGCGUGGGCGGCCUACUACGCUCAGUACUACCAGCAGCCGUCGGGGGCUGUGCCAGCCCAGUACCCCGCAAACCCAGGUGGAGGUGCCCAAACUUCAGGCGACCAGACCCAGCCCGCACAGACGCCGGGGGGACAGCCAGACUACACCAAGGCCUGGGAGGAGUACUACAAGAAGAUGGCUCAGGCAGGCGGAUCCGCUCCGGGGACAGCAGCUGCAGCUCCAGGAGCAGCAGGGGGAGCAGCAUCCACAUCAGGAGGCCAGCCGGACUACAGCGCAGCCUGGGCAGAGUACUACAGGCACCAGGCUGCGUACUACGGACAGACAGGACAGGCCUCUGGUCAGCCAGCCACUCCCCAGCAAGGACAGGCACAGUGAGAGUUCAUGGCAGAAGUUCAAUGCCUGACAGAACCGGGAUGAAGAAGAGGAACCUGAACUUAAGGCCAGGAUCUAGCCUAUUAAGUUUUAUUUUUUAAUUUUUUAUUUGUUGUGAGGGGAAGUGAAACCCUUCCCCGCCACCAAACGUGACCUGGACACUUUUUAAGAAAAAUGUUAACUGAACAAACGUUCUAGCGAUUCGCUGCUGAGGGGAGGGAGAAGACUGAUCAUCUCGUCGUGACAGGUGCACAAUUUUUUGCAAAGCUUCUCAAUGCCUCUACGUAUAUAUGCCGUUAUGAACACGGAAGCCUGCAAAUGCUUACUUCAUUGCAGAGGAGACCGAGUUGCCAGUACAUCUAUUUCUUCUGCCUUUUAUUACCUUCGUAAGAUUUCUAAGUCCCUUUUUUUUUUUUUUUAAAGCACUUGCCCUCAUAUUGCAGUGUUAGACUGAAUUGCGCAGAGCUGUUAGAACUAUAAUCAUAUGUAUCUGGCACAGGCAAUUAAUCGGAGAAAUCAUUUUAAAAUCUCAUUUGAUUUGCUCAGUCUUUUGAUUUCUUUUAUAAAAAAGUGAAAAUUACCUCUGCCGAGGCUUGCAUGGUGUUUAGCUGUUUCAACUUAGGUACAUUUGGAUGUUUUUUUUUGUUUUUAAAUGCAUUGUAUGAGUGAGCCAGUUUUAUAGUGUACAAAUGGAAUUAUAUAAUGUUGAUUUAUGCAUGUGGGAUAAUUGUUGAAAUCUAGUAGAUUUUUCAAACCACUUAAAAGUAAGGCAUUUAAUAAAGAGCAGGGCCGCCUUUCAUCAUCAGUCGGCCUUCUGCUGGCGAUAUGAAAGCCGUUACGAUGACACGUGGCAGGGAUUAAGAUGCAAAGCCAUGAGCUGUUUUUAAGGAUGGAUUCAAAGGUUUAUAUUAAGACAUUUCUGCAGGGGAAGCCAUGGAAGGAUUUAAACUUCAUCGUAGUGUCCUUGAAAGUUGAAGGAAAAGUCUUUUUUUUUUUGUUUAGUAGCCACAGCCUCCAGGAUGUAUGCACCUUAUACCAGGUCAGGCAUCCUUGUUUUGACUCUGCCAUAAAUACUCUUGUGUGAGGAUCACUACAUAAAGUUUGUUGAGACUGCCUUUAAUCUCUGUUAAUUUCUGAAGUUGCAAUGUCCACUUUGCUAAUGUCGUACAUUUGGUUUAUGCUGCCAUGAUUUCAGACUUUUCUCCUUCUCUCAAUUUAUUUAUUUUUUUGCACACAUCUAUCGAUACUCCAGGCUCCUCUUUUGCCUCUGUUAAAUGUCCAUUCUGGAGACCAAAAAUGAUUUUCAGAUUGGGCUGGCUGGGUGUGAACCUCGUCUCAGUUAUCUGAAAUUGCUUUGAAAAUACAAGCAAUGACUCACACACUGCUAGUGGCUAUUCACUGUAACGAGGCAACUGCAUAUCUGUGUUUGUAAUGGUCAUGUAGGGACUUGAAGGUGGAGUCUUUUCUCAUGUGGAGGUUUUGGUUCCCCUGCAGUUCAUACAGGUGCAGGUUCAUCCACAAUGGGAACAGGCUUCCUUCCUGCCUGUUCCUGCCAUGAAAAGCUAUGUUCACAACUGUAACACUACAGUCGUUCUAUGUUGCAGCUGAACCAUGCUGUGAUUCUCAGAUUUGCAUGUUACAGCUUUUUUACUUUAUACAUCUUGGUUACAGAUGCCAGCAGCCUGUUCAUGGUCAUUGUGUGCAAAAGAAUGAAAUUUAGUCUUCCAACGUGUCCCUCUUUAUUAUUAUAUGUACAUACAUUCAGCAAUAUGAAACUGUUGGUUUUGACUUACAGAGACGUUUCAAGUAUGAUUCUUGUAUUAUGAAUGGCAGCUGUGAGCCUGCCUCUGGCAGCAGUGUUGAUAUUGUUAAUAAAUGACCACCAGCAGCAAUACUGUGAAUUAAAAAGGGGCAAGUGU